Messenger RNA from Sabethes cyaneus, 564 nucleotides. RefSeq names its product dynein regulatory complex protein 8. The transcript has 5 exons. The record is from RefSeq and is a predicted model, not a curated record. Gene Ontology annotation, molecular function: calcium ion binding. NCBI's taxonomy places the organism in Eukaryota, Metazoa, Arthropoda, Insecta, Diptera, Culicidae. The coding region runs from base 1 to 564 and encodes 187 amino acids.
AUGGCUGAUCUCGAUUACCCAGACAUAAACCCAGAAAAUGAGUUAGAAAAGCGCAUUGCAGAUGCUUUUCUUAUUUUCGAUCAUCACGGCAAUAAAACAGUGGAUGUGCGGGAAAUUGGCACUAUUCUUAGAUUUCUUGGUUGUGUUCCAACGGAAGCUGAUGUCAAUGAAGUAAUUUCGGCCACCGAAUUUGAAGAUUCUAAUGGCACGGUUCAUCUAUCCAAAUUUCUACCGUAUGUCAGCCAGUUGAUCGCAGAACACAAAUUAGAACCAGCUCCCCCAGAAAAACUAUUAAAAGCGUUCCGCGUUUUGGAUCAGGAAGGAAAAGGUUUUGUUGAUCGCGAUUAUAUGACAAAAUUAAUUACGGAAGAGGGAGAACCAUUCUCUGCAGAGGAACUAGAAGAAAUGAUGGCCGUUGCUGUCGAUAUGACUACCGACAAAAUUGCAUACGAAAACUAUUUAAAUCAACUUUUGUACGAGCCUCAAGACUCAAUUUAUGCGUUAGCUGAUAGCCUUCGAAAUCAAAUUAAACGAAAGACUAUUUUUAAAUUCUACAGAAGAUAA